Molecule: messenger RNA, 750 nt
Organism: Amborella trichopoda
Lineage: Eukaryota; Viridiplantae; Streptophyta; Magnoliopsida; Amborellales; Amborellaceae
Source: RefSeq, a predicted model, not a curated record
AUGACCAAGAAUGGGAUGAUCUACAUAGUUUAUAUCCGUGAUGUAUUGGAAGCUUCAAAAAAAAAUGAAGCUCAUAAUUGUUUUCGAUGCCCAGCGUCAGUCGGGUUAGCAUCCGAUCCUACUCCCUUGCAGGAUUUCUGUGUCGCAGACAACUACAGUAAAGUGUUUGUGAAUGGCAAGGUUUGCAAAGACCCGAUGUUGGCGACAGCAAAUGACUUCUUCUACGACGGACUUGACAAGCCUGGCAACACGAGCAAUCCUUUGGGUUCCAUGGUCACCCCAGUGAAUGUAAUGCAAAUUCUUGGGCUCAACACUCUCGGUAUCUCCUUGGCACGUAUAGACUUCGCUCCUCGUGGCCAAAACCCUCCCCACACACACCCACGUGGCACCGAGAUCCUCACAGUCUUAGAAGGGACCCUCUAUGUCGGCUUCGUGACCAGCAAUCCCGAAAAUAGUUUGAUUAGCAAGACAUUGAACAAGGGAGAUGUGCUAGUGUUUCCUGAGGGCCUCAUUCACUUCCAGCAAAAUGUGAGGUACAGCAAUUCUGUUGCUUUCUCUGUUGAUGUUCUUGCAAAGGCCUUCCAAAUUGAUAAACAACUGGUCGAUAAACUCCAGGCUAGCUUCCGGAUGGAUACUAACUAAAACAUCAAGGUCAAGGGGCCCUCAUUAAUAUAAGAUAGAUAUUGCCCAUGGGGAUGAAUGUAUUGAAUGUAGGCUAGCUUUCAUUUGCACCUUCUUUUAAUUUUUUAA